Melanotaenia boesemani (Boeseman's rainbowfish) is the source of this 2691-nucleotide messenger RNA. RefSeq names its product inner membrane protein, mitochondrial (mitofilin) (gene immt). Lineage: Eukaryota; Metazoa; Chordata; Actinopteri; Atheriniformes; Melanotaeniidae. Gene Ontology annotation, biological process: cristae formation. Gene Ontology annotation, cellular component: MICOS complex. The transcript has 14 exons. The record is from RefSeq and is a predicted model, not a curated record. The coding region runs from base 129 to 2405 and encodes 758 amino acids.
GCACUGAGGAUGGUCCGGGGCAGAUCAGGACCAGAAGAAGGGACUUCCGUCAUUUCGGGUCAGAUUGGAUCAAACUGACACCGUGCAUGUGGGCCUGGUUCUGGACUGAGAAACAUUAAUUAAGGACCAUGUUUCGGGUUUGUCUGAGGGGAGCCAAGGUCAUGGUUCCGAGGACCUGUGGGAGAACUCCUCUGACUGAUCCAAGACUCAGCAGACUCUACUCUACUGGAGAGAGCAGUGGUGGUACAGCUAAAGUGGUGGUGGCCGGGCUGCUGAUGGUCAGCGGUGGAGUGGGAGGAACCGUACUGUAUGCUAAAUGGGACCAGAAGUUCCGAGCGGCCGUGGAGAAAAACGUCCCGUACUCUGACCGCCUCCUGGGUCUGGCUCUGGGACCGGCUCCUCAGGAUCCUGGCCUUUCUGUCAGGAAACAGAAGGAGCUGGUCCAACCGCCAUCCAUGAUGGAAAAACAGGUGAAGAAAACCAAAGUGGAGUCGGAGAAAAAAGUGAAGGAGGAAAGUCCAGCUGAGGAGUCCAGUCCUGUACCAGUACAGAGCAUGGAGGAAGCUUCAGCCGAGGCCACUCAGAUCAUCUCAGCCAUCAGUGAAAUCCCAUCAGUUCCUGCUCCAUGUGACACCGAGGCAAUCAAAGAGGACUGUAAGGAGUGUCACGAACACGGCGUCCUGACGGAGACCCCAUCGGUCCAUCCUAUGUCAGCUGGUCUUUCAGAACCACUGAGAGAGCGUCCUGUAGAGGAAGUGGCAGCUCGGUUAGCUCAGCAGGACCAGGACGAACAGGACGUCGUAGCAUCUCUGUCCACCAGAAUUGAGGAAUCCCUGGCAAGUUCAGCAAAGGCGACGCUGCAGGCUAUUGGAGCUAAGGAAGCAGCCCUACAGGCUAUCAUACAGCACACCCAGCGACUGAAGGAGGCCAUGGAAGCAGAGGCUCCGUCUGAGGAGAAGUCGGCCCAGUGGAAGGAUCUGGAAGCUGCUCUUGCUGAAAGAACCGCAGCCAUGAACGACGCCAGAACUGCUUAUGUGAAGGCCAAUGAAGCCCUGGAUGGUCUGAAGUCGGUGAUCGACGGCUCUAAAGAGCUGAAGGUUCCUGCUGCACGCCCCCUGAUCUUAGCAGCAGAGGAGAAUCUCCAUAAAAUGGUUGUGGAUUUGGACAAAGUGGUGGCUAAGCUUCAGUCAGCAGAGUCUGAAGCAAAGGUUGUCUCCCAGUACUGUGAACUGGUUAAUGAAGCCAAGCAGCAGUUUCAGAGGGAAAUCAGUAGUCUCACUCCAGAGAUCCAGGCCAACUGGAAAGGACUCGCUGGUAAACUAUCAACGGAUGACCUGAACGCUCUGAUUGCUCAUGCCCAUCGCCGCAUUGACCAGUUGAACCGGGAGCUAGCAGAGCAACGAGUCCGGGAACAAAUCCACAUCAGUUCAGCUCUGGAACAGCAGAAACUGGAGGACCAGAAAACGCUGGAAAAUGCAGUUAACACAGCACUGCAGCAUGUGACGGAGGAGACCCGGCUGGAGCAGGAGAGAAAGCUGGCUGAGUUAAGGGAAGUGAUGGAGGUGGAGAUGAGGACCCAGCUUCGUCGUCAGGCUGCCGCUCACACAGACCACGUCCGAGACGUCCUCAAAGUCCAGGAGCAGGAGCUCAGAACUGAGGCUGAGCAGAUGCUGAGCAGUAAGAUGCUGGAACAGGAAACCCGCUAUCGUCAGCUGAGUCAGGAACAGCUGGAUAACUUCACUCUGGAUAUGAACUCUGCCUAUGCAAGGCUGAAGGGGAUGGAGGAGGCCAUUGACAGCCAUGUGGUGGCUGAGGAGGAGGCCCGGAAGGCUCAUCAGCUGUGGCUUUCUGUGGAAGCUCUCAGCUACACCAUGAAGACGGCAGGUGCCGAUACGCCCACAGCUCCUCUGGAGACCGCCGCUCAGGCCGUGCGAGACAGCUGCCAUGACAACGACUUUGCCCUGGCCCUGGCAUCAGCUCUUCCUGAAGAAUCCCUGCAGCGUGGCGUGUACAGUGAAGCGUCUCUCCGUGCACGUUUUAACACCCUGCGAUCACUGGCACGGAAGGUGGCUCUUAUCGAUGAGUCCCACAACUCUCUGUACCAGUAUUUCCUGUCCUACCUUCAGGCUGCACUGCUUUUUGAGGGUCAGCAGGAAGCCCCGCCCACCCAGUUGAGCGGCGAGGAUUUAGACCCAUUCAAACUCCUUUCAUACGCUAGUUAUUGCUUAGAGCACGGGGAUCUAGAGUUGGCCGCUAAAAUGGUAAACCAGUUGAGAGGGGAGGCCAGGAGGGUGGUGGAGGACUGGCUGACCGAAGCCAGACUCACUUUGGAAACCCAGCAGGUGGUCAGUUUGCUUACUGCUUAUGCAAACGCUGUGGGCUUAGGGACCACUCAAGUUCCAUAGACAGGCAGCUGGACCAGGAAAACCUUAAAGGGAUACAUGGAAAGUUUCUAAGUCAGACUGGAGAGGUAGAAGUGGUGGUUGUGGAAGGCUUUUCUUUAAGUUGACCUGGUGAUGGAUGGUGACGAUGCUCCACACUUUAAACAUAAAAAAUUAUUUUUCCUUCAGCUUCAAAGUUCGUUUCUUAGCCAUGUCAUGUUCACGUCACGCUGACUAACUUAUAUGUGUAUAUGUGUGAAUAUGUCACGUUAAAUAAAUCAUGAAAAAAACUGUUGUGUGAUGUAUUUGA